Heterocephalus glaber (naked mole-rat) is the source of this 3162-nucleotide messenger RNA. RefSeq names its product TNF receptor superfamily member 21 (gene Tnfrsf21). Gene Ontology annotation, cellular component: plasma membrane. Gene Ontology annotation, biological process: humoral immune response; negative regulation of myelination; neuron apoptotic process. Gene Ontology annotation, molecular function: protein binding. The record is from RefSeq and is a predicted model, not a curated record. NCBI's taxonomy places the organism in Eukaryota, Metazoa, Chordata, Mammalia, Rodentia, Bathyergidae.
CCCGUCCCCGGCCCCGGCCCCGGCCCAUGGGGGGCCGCAGGUAGCGCCGCGUGCUCGGCUGGGCCGCAGCCGCGAUGGCCGCGCGCCGCCUGCUGCUGCUCGGGUUCCUUUGCACCACCUGGGCUCAGCCGGCACAGAAGGCAGCAGGCCAUGUCGGCACGUACCACCACGUGGACCGUGCCACGGGCCAGGUUCUGACAUGCGACAAGUGCCCAGCAGGGACCUACGUCUCGGAGCACUGUACCAACACGAGCCUGCGUGUGUGCAGCAGCUGCCCAGCCGGGACCUUCACCAGGCAUGAGAACGGCAUCGAGAAGUGCCAUGACUGUAGCCAGCCGUGCCCGGGGCUGAUGGUUGAGAAACUGCCAUGCUCUGCCUUGACAGACAGGGAGUGCACCUGCCCACCCGGCAUGUUCCAGUCCAAUGCCACCUGUGCCCCGCACACCGUGUGUCCUGUGGGGUGGGGGGUGCGGAAGAAGGGGACCGAGAACGAGGACGUAAGGUGCAAGCAGUGUGCGCGGGGCACCUUCUCCGAUGUGCCUUCCAGCGUGCUGAAAUGCAAGGCCUACACGGACUGCCUGAGCCACAGCCUGGUGGUGGUCCUGCCGGGCACCAAGGAGGCGGACAACACCUGUGGCCCCCGCCUGUCCCUCUCUAGCACCAUCCCGCCCUCCCCUGACACUGCCAUCUCUUCACACUUCAAUCCCAUGGAGUCCCAGGAAGUCUCUUUCUCCAGCUAUGUCCCUGAAGGCACGAACACAACAGAACCCAACUCUUCCGCCUCUGUUAGACCAAAGGUACCGAGUGGCAUCCAGGAAGGGACAGUCCCCAACAACACGAGCUCGGUGAGGGGGAACAAAGACAAAAGCAUGAACAAGACCCUCCCGAGCCUCCAGGUGAUCAGCCACCAGCAGGCACCCCCACACAGACACAUCCUGAAGCUGCUGCCGUCCAUGGAGGCCACUGGCGGCGAGAGGUCCAGCACGCCCGCCAAGGGUGCCAAGCGGGGCCACCCGAGGCAGAGCCCACACAGACACUUCGACAUCAAUGAGCACCUGCCCUGGAUGAUCGUGCUCUUCCUGCUGCUGGUGCUGGUGGUCAUUGUGGUGUGCAGCGUUCGAAAGAGCUCCCGGACGCUGAAGAAGGGGCCCCGGCAGGACCCCAGCACCAUCGUGGAGAAGGCAGGGCUGAAGAAGUCCUUGCCCCCGGCCCAGAACCGGGAGAAGUGGAUCUACUACUGCAACGGCCACGGGAUCGACAUCCUGAAGCUGGUGGCAGCCCAGGUGGGGACUCAGUGGAAGGAUAUCUACCAGUUCCUGUGCAAUGCCAGCGAGAGGGAGGUGGCCGCUUUCUCCAACGGGUACACGGCCGACCACGAGCGAGCCUACGCUGCGCUGCAGCACUGGACGGUGCGUGGCCCCGAGGCCAGCCUGGCCCAGCUCAUCAGCGCCCUGCGUCAGCACCGGCGCAACGACGUGGUGGAGAAAAUCCGGGGUCUCAUGGAGGACACCCCCCAGCUGGAAGUGGACAAACUGGCCCUCCCGAUGAGCCCCAGCCCGGUGGCGAGCCCUAACCCCGACCCCAGCGGGAGGCUGGAGAACAACGCCACGCUCCUCACGGUGGAGCCGUCACCCCUGGACAAGACCAAGGGCUUCUUCGUGGAUGAGUCUGAGCCCCUGCUCCGCUGCGACUCCACGUCCAGUGGGUCCUCGGCGCUGAGCAGGACAGGCUCCUUCAUUACCAAAGAGAAGAAGGACACGGUGCUGCGGCAGGUGCGCCUGGACCCCUGCGACUUGCAGCCCAUCUUUGACGACAUGCUGCACAUCCUGAACCCCGAGGAGCUGCGGGUGAUUGAAGAGAUCCCCCAGGCCGAGGACAAGCUAGACCGGCUGUUCGAGAUCAUCGGCGUCAAGAGCCAAGAAGCCAGCCAGACGCUGCUGGACUCUGUGUACAGCCACCUUCCCGACCUGUUGUAGAACAUGCCGGCACUGCGCUCUGCAGACUGACUUGGUGGCAGGGUGGUUUCGUUUGGUUUCUACUUCAGGUUUUGGUGUAUGUGUGUGUUUAACAGUCUAUGGCCAGUGUACGAGUUCUUUCUUUUCUCUCCUUGUUUUUUUCUUUCUUCUUUUUUUUUUUUUCCUAAAUCUCUGGGAAAUUAGUUUAUAACCCCUUGCAAAGUAUAACUAUUGCAAAAUACCCACCAGUAAAUUUUUAUAAGUUCCAGUUCUCUCUGUUUUUGCCGCCUUAUGUAUUUUCCAAAUUGUUCUGUGCACUUUAAAUUCACAUAACUGACCGUAAAUGCAGUGUGACUUCCUACACACUGGAUUGUGAAGCUCUUCUUAAAGUGUAAUGGCAUCUUGUGGAUUCUAUAAGCAGUCUUCUUAUCUUUCAACAUCUAUGUCUACAUUUUAAAAAAAAAUACAUUAUUGCUAUUUUUAUUAUUGUUUGCCCUUCACAAAGGUUCUUAGGGAUUAAGGAGAUCUGAGAUCCUGUUGAGUUACUGUAACACAAUCACACCUUGAAUUAUCUUCUCAAUAUUCUAUGUCGCACACUUCACAUUCAUAGCUGAAACUUGACCACACUAUUGCAGACCGAAUGGUUUUCACCUGGACACUGUGUAGAAUGCCUGAUUCCUCAUGCUCCUCUUCACGCUAACACGCUCUGGGCUGGAGAAAUGAUUAUCCUCAAGCCAUCAGGACUUGCUAUUUCAGUGGCUUGUCAUCUGGACCCCCAAAGAACUUGAACUUCAUCUUUUAGGGAUUGAGUUGUUCUGGAACACAUUGCCACACUUUGGAAAGUCCAACUCAAGUGCCAGGGGCAUGUUUUCCAUAGAAUUUGCCCAGCUUUGCUUUCAAAGAUGUCUUGUUUUUUAUACAAACAUAGUCAAUAGCUCCAGUCUGCCCUCAGGCCUUGGUCUUGUUGGGUCUCCUCCAUCAGUCACUAUAAUUAAAAAUGGCUACAGCUAUAAGAACUCUUAUCUGAUAUAUUUGCAACUGUGCGCCCUUAUAAACCUACCCUCUAAUGCUCAGUGGCCAGGUUCUAAAAUAGAGGUUGUGUGGCCUCCCUUUGUGCUGGCGGGGUUUUCGGGUAGUGGUGAGAGACUGAUAUCAGAAAAAUGCCUUCAAGUGUACUAAUUUAUUAAUAAAUAUUAGGUGUUUGUUA